CUUUGCUCUUUUUUUUUAUUUUCUUCGCUCUUUUGAGGACAGGAGAGCGAACAAGAAGAUAGAAGAAAAAAAUAAGCGAUCUCGACUAUGGUUCUGAAAAGGGAGAUGACGCCGUAUCUCUCGCUUGCGCUCCUUGCGCUCCUCCAACUCUCCGGACCACUGUUGUCGGAGUGCGAGGCGCGCGGCCCCAUCCAGGAGGCGAUCGAAAGCGGCGCCGCAGCCGAGUACAAUAAGGACGAGUGCACAUGGCGUCGGGGCAACGAUCGAGACUCCUGUCCCGACCCCGACGUCCACAUCCACCUCUUCACCCCGGGCAACCCGAGAAGGAAACUCGAUCCCUCGCACGUGUCCGAUUGGCUCAGACAAGAUUACGAGUCGACCAAGGAGAACGUCGUUCUCAUUCACGGAUACGCAGGUGGCGAGGACGCAUUGCCGAUGGCUGUACUGCGAGACGCCUACCUCCGUAACGGCAGCUACAACGUCUUCCUCGUGGACUGGGGCAAGCUUUGCGCUGCCCCGUGCUACCCAGCGGCGGUGUCCAACAUGAGACCGGUCGCCCGGUGCCUCGCCGUCGUCCUCACCAGUCUGCGUAACCAUGGGCUGCCCAUCGAAAGGACGAGCUGCGUCGGCCACUCCCUUGGCGCCCACAUCUGUGGCAUUAUGGCCAACUAUCUUCUGUUCCGUAUGAGCAGAAUCGUGGCCCUGGACCCGGCGAGGCCUCUCAUAAGGCCGGGCCUCGUCAAUCGACUCGACAGCGGGGACGCGGACUUCGUCGAGGUCAUUCAUACCAACGCCGGCUAUUACGGAGAGCUCGGAAAGGUCGGUCACGUGGACUUCUGCGUGAACGGGGGCAAGCUACAGCCGUUCUGCGAGAAUCGCACGAACGAGCAACUUUGCAGCCAUGUGUGGGCGGUCUGUUACAUGGCGCAGAGCGUCGACGGCGACGAGGAGAUGGUAGCCGAGCCAUGUUCGAGGCGAUGUCCUUCCGGGCCGAGGAUAGCCCCGCGUUCCGGGGAGCUUCUGGUCAUUGGACAACAAACGCCCAAGGGAUCGCGGGGCUCGUUCUGCCUCAACAGCUACGACCCGCCCUACUGCCCCAAGUAUCACGAAGGCCGGGGUGACGAGAGAUGCUGCAUCUGAAUCCACUUGACCCUUUGACCAACUCUCGUCGAUUAUAACGUCUUGUUGACUCUGCGAUAAUGCAGGCGAUAAGAGAGAGAGAGAGAGAGAGAGAGAGAGAGAGAGAGACUACUGGGAAGCAAGCUCUUAACGAAGGAACGAAAGAAUUUUCUUCGCUUUAUUUGAACAUACGGAUUUGCACGGUGACAAACAAAUUAAAAUGCUUUUCAAAGAAUUUUAAACGGAAAUAGUAAGAAAUAGAUGAAGACUCGGUUCAUUCGUCCUUCA
This is a messenger RNA of Ceratosolen solmsi marchali, 1407 nucleotides long. Its product is annotated as phospholipase A1. NCBI's taxonomy places the organism in Eukaryota, Metazoa, Arthropoda, Insecta, Hymenoptera, Agaonidae. The record is from RefSeq and is a predicted model, not a curated record. The coding region runs from base 88 to 1140 and encodes 350 amino acids. Gene Ontology annotation, biological process: lipid catabolic process. The transcript has 4 exons. Gene Ontology annotation, molecular function: lipase activity; serine hydrolase activity.